AUGUCAUUUAUAAUAAUCUGGGCCGUUGCUGUGAUAGUAGCCCUCGGUUCGAAGUCGUCUGCCACAGUCAAUACUGUCUUCGUGAUUCUUAACUUGUUGUCCUAUCCCCCAAUCUUGCACAAUUUUUUUGUAGUACCUGGUAAUUUGUUCCUCCACCUGAUAUUGGGAUCCAGAGGCACCCUCACUCUUGGCUGGAGCUCAAAAUUCUGUGAUAUUGCUUCCGUUCAGGUGACCGCAUUUGUAGUCAUUUACGGAUUAACAUUUGCGAACUUCUCACUGUGGAUAGGAACAGAUGAAAAUGGAAAAUCAAGAUUUUUCCCAUUCGGAAUCGCUGGAACAUUGUCUGGUGCCGCUACUUGCUUUUUCGCUUUUGUCGGCUUCGAAGCUCUUGCCACAGCUGGCGAAGAAGCAAAAAGUAAUUUUCAUGACUAA
Cooperia oncophora is the source of this 432-nucleotide messenger RNA. The record is from the annotation of a GenBank genome assembly. Lineage: Eukaryota; Metazoa; Nematoda; Chromadorea; Rhabditida; Trichostrongylidae.